Messenger RNA from Ficedula albicollis (Collared flycatcher), 1443 nucleotides. Its product is annotated as perilipin-3-like. Gene Ontology annotation, biological process: positive regulation of triglyceride storage; lipid storage. The transcript is spliced from 9 exons. The record is from RefSeq and is a predicted model, not a curated record. Lineage: Eukaryota; Metazoa; Chordata; Aves; Passeriformes; Muscicapidae. Bases 111 to 1415 code for a protein of 434 amino acids. Gene Ontology annotation, cellular component: cytosol; lipid droplet.
CAAGCGCAGCGCGGUCACAGCGGCCGCUCGGGCACCCCAGGACCGGCCCUUCGCCUGCCGCCGGCACCCACCGGCACCGGUUUGACCAACUCCAGCGGGCCAGCCCCACCAUGGCCACCAGCGAGCCCACGCCGGCGCAGCCCAAGGCAGAGGAGCAGCAGAGCAUCGGGACACGCGUGGCCAACCUGCCCCUGGUGAGCUCUGCCUACGACAUGGUGUCCUCUGCCUACACCUGCACCAAGGAGAGCCACCCCUACGUGCGCUCCGUGUGCGACGCCGCCGAGAGGGGGGUGAAGACUCUGACGGCAGCGGCAGCGAGCGGGGCCCAGCCCCUCCUCACCCGGCUGGAGCCCCAGAUUUCCACCGCCAAUGAAUUCGCCUGCAAAGGGCUGGACAAGCUGGAGGAGAAGCUGCCCAUCCUGCAGCAGCCCCCCGAGAGGAUCAUCUCGGACACCAAACUGCUGGUGACCUCCACGGUGACAGGGGCCAGGGAUGUGCUGACCAGUACUGUGGCCGGAGCCAAGGAUGCAGUGUCCAGCACUGUGGCUGGGGCCAAGGAUGCGGUGACCAGCCGAGUGACCGGUGUGAUGGACAUGACCAAAGGGGCCGUGCAGGGUGGUGUGGAGCUGACCAGGUCUGCAGUCAGCAGCGGUGUCAACACCGUGGGCCAGAUGGUGGCCAGCAGGGUGGGCUCCGUGCUGGGCAAGUCGGAGGAGCUGGUGGAUCAUUACCUGCCCAUGACGGAUGAGGAGCUGGCCAAGCUGGCCACGGCCGUGGAGGGCUUCGAGCCGGAGCAGCAGAGGCAGCAGCAGAGCUACUUCGUGCGCCUGGGCUCCCUCUCCAGCAAGGUGCGGCACCGAGCGCUGCAGCACUCCCUGGGCAAACUGCAGAGCGCCCGCCAGAGCAGCCAGGACCUGCUGGCCCAGCUCCAGCGCACCCUCGACCUGGUGGAGCACCUGAGGCAGGGCGUGGACCAGAGGCUGCAGGGAGGGCAGGAGAAGCUGCAGCAGCUGUGGCUGGAGUGGAGCAAGAAGCAGCCGGGCAGCGGCAAGGAGCAGGUGCCACCGGAGGCGGUGGAGUCGGGCGCGCUGACCAUGCUGCAGGGCUUGAGCCAGCAGCUGCAGAGCUCCUGCCAGCCGCUGGUGUCCAGCCUGCAGGGCCUGCCCAGCAGCGUGCAGGACACGGCGGGGCAGGUCCGGCACAGCGUGGAGGAGCUGCGGGCGGCGCUGGCCUCCGUCACCUCCCUGCAGGACGUGACCGGCCCCGUGCUGGCCCAGGCCCGCGGCCACGCCGCCAGAGCCCGGCAGCUGAUGGACGAGCUGGUGGAGCACGUGGCCUUCAACACCCCCCUGACGUGGCUGGUGGGACCCUUCGCCCCCUCGGGCAAGCGCCCGGUGGAGCUGGAGAUGGAGUAACAAUCCUGGGCUGCCUCCCCCCCCCCCC